CCUUCACCCCCCUCUCAACUUCUCGAAGAUUGGAAAACGGGCCGGCUUGAUGCCAGACUGGCGCGUGGAUGGUUCGUGGAACGCUGAAGAUGCACGGCGCCAAGACUUCAAGUUGGCGGACACAUUGAUCCACACUUGACGUGCUGUGGGGCCAUGUCUCCACCUUCCCCAUCCCCGCAAUCUUUCGUCUUGAACCAAACAGAGGGCGGCGUCGACAUGCAGCCAAGCUCGCACAAAGCAUCUUCAACAUGGAGCUCGUGAUGGAGACUCAUCCGUGAUCCUUCCUCGGGAUGGAUGGAGUGAACCCCACGGCAACCCACCUCGUAAACCCGUCGCAUCCGACCCGAGGAUGAAGCAUGAGAUGCCGCCGGGUAUUCUGCCAGCCAUAAGACGGUUGAUGGCAAUCACGGAACACGCAUCGGGACAUCAACUCGACCCCUCAUCAAGGGCGGGGUAGCACACGCCCCCCCUAAGGGGCACCGUGCAGUGCAGGAAGCAGGGACAGAUGGAGUGGAGAGGAACUGAAAGGGAUGUUUAAUACCAAUGACCCCUCUGCCUGCCCUCCACUGCCCUGUGGGACAAGAGAAAUCUUUUUCCUUCCGCUCAGUUCAUUGUUUUGACAGCAGACGACCAAGUGCUGCUGAUGUUGCGCAAGCACGACAGACAGGACCGUGAGACUCCUCCAACAAAGCCUCCGUCCCACACCCAGUCGUCCACGUCGUCCUCCCCUCGUUGCGCCUGCUCCGCCGACCUCGCUACCUACCUUUAGUGUCAUUGUUGUCAGAAGCCAACCUGCCCUGAAUGUGAACAAAUGACCCAAAGAUCCUCGAUCUGCCUCGAUAGCGUAACGGGUCGCGCGCAGACAUAAUGUCGAGGUCCUUGCUCCAGCCGGCGCUGGCUUGCAACACCGCGUCUUGCAUGCCUCGUCCCUACCAACGCUCGCGCCCCGUUGAACGCGCCUCUAGGCCGCCAUUGACAGCAGUAGCUCGUGUUUUCGACUUCGCCCCAGUCCGCGCUGGCAAUGGCAGCACCGCCGUGAUCUCACAAAAGGCGUGGCACAGCACGAGAACUGCCGGAAGUGAUCGGCCGAGUUCGGCCUCGUUGAGUCUUGCUCUCCCGAAGGCUCAACCGCUCCAGCUCGUCCGCCAUGCCUCCGUUUUGUCCGGCAUCCCGGCUAAGCCGUCGGCAAGGAGCCCAAUGGCAGCGUACUCCACCGAGGCAACGGCAGUUCUGCCGCCGACCACCCCGUACUCCAAGCUGACUGUGGGAGUGCCCCGCGAAAUAUACCCAAACGAGCGCCGUGUGGCUCUCACCCCUCAGAAUGUUGCUCUCCUGCUCAAGAAGGGCUUCUCCCAGGUUCUUGUUGAGAAAGGUGCUGGUGCCGAAGCAGAUUUCCCGGACGAUGCCUAUGCCGCCGCCGGUGCUACCUUGGUUGACGAUGCUUCUGCUGUCUGGAAAGGUUCAGACGUUGUGCUCAAGGUCCGAGGGCCAAGUGCGGAGGAGGUGGAUCUGACACGAGAAGACCAGACCCUUAUCAGCUUCCUUCAACCGGCCCAGAACAAGGCACUCGUGGAGAAACUCGCGGCUCGCAAAGCCACCUCAUUCGCUAUGGAUCUUAUUCCCCGUAUUUCUCGAGCUCAGGUCUUUGACGCCCUCAGCAGCAUGGCCAACAUUGCUGGGUACAAGGCGGUGCUCGAAGCAUCCAACAACUUUGGUCGUUUCUUAACUGGUCAGGUCACUGCUGCUGGUAAAAUCCCGCCCUGUAAGGUUCUCGUCAUUGGUGCCGGUGUUGCUGGCUUGAGCGCAAUUGCAACUGCAAGGAGACUCGGUGCAAUCGUUCGUGGAUUCGACACUCGGCCUGCUGCAAGAGAACAGGUUCAGUCGCUUGGCGCCGAGUUCAUCGAAGUUGAGAUCGAAGAAGAUGGCUCUGGUGCAGGCGGUUACGCCAAAGAGAUGUCGAAAGAGUUCAUCGAGGCCGAGAUGAAGCUUUUUACCGAACAAGCCCGUGAAGUGGACAUCAUCAUCACCACCGCCCUGAUUCCUGGAAGACCUGCGCCCAAACUCAUCACCAAAGCCAUGAUUGAGAUCAUGAAGCCUGGAUCUGUUAUUGUCGAUCUUGCUGCUGAGGCUGGUGGAAACUGCGAAAAGACCGAACCCGGAAAGCUGAUUACCUACAAGGAUGUCAAGAUCAUUGGUUACACCGACUUCCCCUCUAGGCUACCGACCCAAUCUUCAACUCUGUACUCGAACAAUAUCACCAAAUUCUUCCUGUCCAUGGCACCGAAGGAUAAGGAAUUUGGCAUCGAUCUGAAAGACGAAGUCGUACGCGGCGCUAUUGUGACACAAGAAGGCCAUAUUCUCCCGCCAGCACCCCGACCAGCACCUCCCCCUGCUCCCGCCGCUGCCUCGACUGCCGCAAAAGAAGCCGAAGUCGUAGCACUUACACCAUGGCAAAAGGCAACUCGUGAGGUUUCUCUGAUCACUGGUGGUAUGGGCUCGGCUGUCGCAUUGGGCAAGUUCACUACUCCCUUGUUUAUGGGCAACGCCUUUACCUUUGCUUUGGCCUCUCUCAUCGGAUACCGUGUUGUCUGGAACGUCGCUCCUGCCUUGCAUUCACCUCUCAUGAGUGUGACCAACGCCAUCUCUGGAAUGGUCGGUGUUGGUGGUUUGUUCAUUCUCGGUGGAGGAUACUUGCCUGAAACGAUCCCUCAAGUCUUUGGUGCCGCCUCUGUCCUGCUCGCUUUCGUCAACAUUGGUGGUGGGUUCGUCAUCACAAAGCGCAUGCUCGACAUGUUCCGCCGUGCUACUGAUCCUCCCGAGUACCCGUGGCUUUAUGGAAUCCCGGCCCUCGUGUUUGGAGGUGGCUUCAUCGCUGCGGCCUCGAGCGGAGCUGCAGGCCUUGUUCAAGCUGGCUAUCUUGUGAGCUCGAUCCUUUGCAUCACCUCUAUUUCGGGUCUUGCAUCGCAAGCAACUGCCCGUAUGGGAAAUAUGCUGGGUAUUUUGGGAGUCGUGUCCGGUGUUCUCGCUUCCUUGUUGGCAGUCGGCUUCACCCCUGAAGUUCUCACUCAGUUUGGUGGUCUUGCUACGAUCGGAACAAUCUUGGGCUUCCUCAUCGGCAAGCGCAUCACCCCUACCGAUCUUCCUCAGACUGUCGCUGCCCUGCAUUCCGUGGUCGGCCUUGCUGCCGUCUUGACCAGUAUCGGAAGCGUUAUGGCUGAUGUCACUGACCUCUCGAUGCUUCACAUGGUAACUGGCUAUCUUGGCGUCCUCAUCGGCGGUAUCACCUUCACCGGAUCGAUUGUUGCCUUCAUGAAGCUUGCCGGUAAGAUGUCCUCUAAGCCGCUUCGGCUGCCAGGUCGUCAUGCCGUCAACGCCGGUCUACUCAGUGCGAAUGUGGUCACCAUGGGCACGUUUGUCACCAUGGCUCCUGGCGCCCCUCUGAUUGCCGCCGGUGCCCUUGCUGCCAACACCGUACUCUCGUUCAUCAAGGGUUACACCACAACUGCAGCCAUUGGUGGUGCCGAUAUGCCUGUGGUCAUUACCGUCCUCAACGCAUACAGCGGCUUUGCGCUGGUCGCCGAGGGCUUCAUGCUGAACAACCCUCUCUUGACUACAGUUGGAGCACUCAUUGGCGUCUCCGGUUCCAUUCUUUCUUAUGUCAUGUGUGUUGCUAUGAACCGUUCACUUGUCAACGUUCUGUUCGGAGGAAUCUCGGCGCCCACCACCAGCGACUACAAGAUUGAAGGGAGUGUGACACAGACCAAUGUCGAAGAGACAGCUGACGCCCUCACCAAUGCCGAGUCCGUCAUCAUUGUUGUUGGGUAUGGCAUGGCUGUUGCCAAGGCGCAAUAUGCUAUCUCGGAUAUCACCCAAAUGCUUCGGUCCAAGGGCAUCAAGGUCCGCUUCGCCAUUCACCCCGUUGCUGGUCGCAUGCCGGGCCAGUGCAACGUCUUGCUUGCUGAAGCCAGCGUUCCGUACGAUAUCGUGCUGGAAAUGGAUGAGAUCAAUGACGACUUUGGAGAGACGGAUGUAACCCUUGUUAUUGGUGCCAAUGAUACAGUCAACCCGAUUGCCUUGGAGCCUGGUAGUCCGAUUGCUGGAAUGCCCGUCUUGCAUGCGUGGAAGAGCAAGCAGGUGAUUGUCAUGAAGAGAGGGUUGGCUAGUGGAUACGCUGAUGUCCCGAACCCGAUGUUCUACAUGCCCGGUACGAGAAUGCUGUUUGGCGAUGCUCGUGUGACUACUGAAGCCAUCAAGGCAGCUAUCGAAACUCGCUUCAAAUAAAAGGAGGGAAAGAAAGAAGGUCGUUUUCUGCGCUGCUUUUGACUUUUUCUUGCCUGAAAAGAUACGCCUUCAUUGCCCGUAUAUACGUCCUGCAACAGCCCUUUUUCCUUAUCACCUUUGCCUUGUCUUCAGAAUUGGGAAUUUUGCUUUGCUGACAGAGCAAGAGAGCUGUCGAUCUCUUUGAGGUAUUGCAUUGGCAUGCAUAUGCGUUGGUCUGUUAGACAUGUAUGCGAGAGACUGAAGUAGAGGAGAUGACAAGGAAGACGUCCGUACCUGAUUUUUUAAUCAAUGCUAUUUUGACAAAGCAGAAUGGCUCGAUAUGCGACAUUUGAAAGAGAAACAAACAAGGCUGGGGACAA
Messenger RNA from Podospora bellae-mahoneyi, 4640 nucleotides. RefSeq lists its product as uncharacterized. Gene Ontology annotation, cellular component: mitochondrial inner membrane. Gene Ontology annotation, molecular function: NADP binding. Lineage: Eukaryota; Fungi; Ascomycota; Sordariomycetes; Sordariales; Podosporaceae. Gene Ontology annotation, biological process: NADPH regeneration; proton transmembrane transport. The transcript is spliced from 5 exons. The coding region runs from base 868 to 4281 and encodes 1137 amino acids. The record is from RefSeq and is a predicted model, not a curated record.